AUGCUCUCACGUGUUGCUUCUGUGGAGGCACCCCGCACACACAGCCUUCGCCGCGUGACCGGAUCCAGCGGAAGGAGGAGGGAAGGAAGAGAGAGUGAGCCGCGGAGGCCCAACAUGUCCCGGCAUCUCUUCUAUUCUGCGGUGCUAAUCUUUCUUGUUAUGGUGAUGUUCUGCGGCAGAGGAGCUGCUAGCGCGGAUGUGAAGGAGUCAUCUUCUGUCCAGUUUAAAUGGGAAGGCAUCACUGACGUUAAGGAAGCUGUGAAAUCAUUGGGUGUUCCCGGACUUCUAAAAGUGGAGAAUGACGUAUUUGCCGUUGCUGAGGCGCAGUGCAAGAAAGAAGAAGAAGAAAACACCUUUACUGGUAUUGCAUCCCAAAUUCUCACGAAAAAAACUACUAAAGAGCCGGAGGAAGUUCUGAAGGAUGCCAAAAAGGACAUACAAGUUUUGGAGAAAGACGCUUCCCAAGGCAAGAAGAAAGUAGAUGUGAGCCGACCAACGACAGUUGUGAAGGGAAGAGAGAUUUACAUGCUUGUUGGAAAAUGCAGCCGGACAGCCGUUGCUCAGGAGAGUGUUGCAGAAGCCUCGGGGCUUUUUCUGGUGAAAGGGGAAGUCAGUGGUGAUGAAAGUAAACAAAAAAUCCUUUGGAAAGACACUAAGGAUGUGCUACGGGCAUCGUUUGGCAAAGAAAUUUCAUCCUUGGAAAGAAUGAUUUGCG
Trypanosoma cruzi is the source of this 715-nucleotide messenger RNA. RefSeq names its product trans-sialidase, putative. The record is from RefSeq and is a predicted model, not a curated record. The annotation marks the transcript as partial. NCBI's taxonomy places the organism in Eukaryota, Euglenozoa, Kinetoplastea, Trypanosomatida, Trypanosomatidae. The transcript has a single exon.